AUGGGGGCGCGGGGAAGGACCCCCGACUCGGGGAUUGAGACAGCCAACCCGUUUAAUGGAGCUGGGAGGGAGACACCAAAAAUAUCCCUUUCUGGUACAGGAAUAAUACGGGGAAAGGGAACGGAGGCAAGCACAGGUGACAGAAAAACUUCUGGAAGGGUGGGGGAGCUCAAGGAGGUGGGACUUCCGGCCAGGUGGGCCGUCUUUCCAUCCCCUGGAAGAGGAUUUCCGGCAAAGACAGUCAGGCCGCUUCCAGCAAUGGACGCUCAAGACGAAGGACUUCCGGUCCUAAAAGGCCGAUUAAAAGAAAGGAUGGGAGCUACAGUUUUUGUGCAGCCCCUGGACCUAGUGAAGAACCGGAUGCAGCUGAGUGGGGAAGGAGCCAAGACACGAGAGUACAAAACCAGCUUCCAUGCUCUCACCAGCAUUCUGAGGGCAGAAGGGCUGAGGGGCAUUUACACCGGGCUGUCAGCUGGCCUGCUGCGCCAGGCCACCUAUACCACUACUCGCCUUGGUAUCUAUACUGUGCUAUUUGAGCGCCUGACUGGGGCUGAUGGUACACCCCCUGGCUUUCUGCUGAAGGCCCUGAUUGGCAUGACUGCAGGUGCAACUGGUGCCUUUGUGGGAACACCAGCUGAGGUGGCUCUUAUCCGCAUGACCGCUGACGGCCGGCUUCCAGCUGACCAGCGCCGUGGCUACAAAAACGUGUUUAAUGCCCUGAUUCGAAUUGCCCGGGAAGAGGGCGUCCCUACACUAUGGAGGGGCUGCAUCCCUACCAUGGCUCGGGCCGUCGUCGUCAAUGCUGCCCAGCUCGCCUCCUACUCCCAGUCCAAGCAGUUUUUACUGGACUCAGGCUACUUCUCUGACAACAUCCUGUGCCACUUCUGUGCCAGCAUGAUCAGUGGCCUGGUCACCACUGCUGCCUCUAUGCCUGUGGACAUUGUCAAGACCCGGAUCCAGAACAUGCGAAUGAUUGACGGGAAGCCGGAAUACAAGAACGGGCUGGAUGUGCUGGUGAAGGUCGUCCGCUACGAGGGCUUCUUCAGUCUGUGGAAGGGCUUUACACCAUACUAUGCCCGCCUGGGUCCCCACACUGUCCUCACUUUCAUCUUCUUGGAGCAGAUGAACAAGGCCUACAAGCGUCUCUUCCUCAGUGGCUGAGGCGAGCGAGGGGCCUGGAGCUGCUGUGCCGGGGCUCCCACUCGCCUGCUGCUCCUACAGUCAGUGUGCCCCCCGGGGGACCUAGACUCUGCUGCCCUGGGCCCCGCUAUUUAUUUUCCCUCCACAGUAUGGUUCCCUCCUCUGUGAUAAGGGACUUGUGGUCUGUCCUGCCCCUGCUCCAGCUCGCCCUCCUUGCCCUAAUCAUCAUGAUCUCUCUGUCCCUGCCUGUGCCCUGCACAGAGGUGGGAAGCUCCCUGCAGAUUCCUGGUCUCCUCUUGGGUAUUAGUUUCAGGGCACAUAGUACAGCAGAAGGCCCCCCCUUCUCAGUGGGGAAACCAAGGCAGAGCUGAGGGGACAGGAGAGAGCCGAAGCUGUCAAGAUGAUCAAAGGUCUGCAGUGGGAGGACAUGGCCCUUCCUUCCUCCACCUCACUGAGGACGUAAUCAAUAAAUUGGAUUGAUGACACCACCCCCAAAUCUGGAGAGCUGUGGGCACAGGAGGGGGAGGAGACUGGACAAAGAAGCGGAUGCCCCUGGAGAACAGGAACUGGAGUUUUUAAAAAAAGUUAUUAAAGAAAAAGUACCCGCUGUUUUUAUGCAAAUGUUAUGUAAGUCAGUCGUGUUGCAGCAGCUAAAGGGUGAGAAAAACCCAAGCUCCAGGCCCUGUGUGUUGCUUCCUAGCCCCUCGUUCAAGAAUACAACAGACGCCCAGGUCAUCUCAUGUAAUCCCCAGGAAAAAUCUCUGGGGUCUGGUGACUGUUUCUACAGCCUGAAGAGGGAGGGAAUAGAGUCUGAGAGGGGAAAGCUGACCUGUCGGGGGCAGAGUGGGCAUGGAGCCGGGCCCCCAGAGCCUGGAGGCUUGAUGUGGGCUGUACGCUGGGGAGAGUGACUGCCUUCUCCAUUUCUUUAGGAGAUGUGUGACUCCCAGGCCCUGCCCUCAUGGAGCUUAGGAACCUCUUGGGGCAUAAAAGGGCAUAGGAAGGUCAAUUGGAAGGAGGGCUGGGCGGCACGAGGCCUGAAGGUUUCUCCUGAGCCAGGACAGGGGACAGGCAGGCCAGGGGACAGGCAGACGGCAGGUGGGAACUGUCACCUUGGCAGAACCUCGUCAGUAGAAGAAGUUGAGCUCAGCAGCCUGGCGGUGCAGCCGGGCCCUCCCACCUCUGCCUCUUUUCUUACCCUCUCCAUGCACAUGCUGGCUUGGGCCACAGGGGCCGCUUUGAGACACUUGAAGCCUGGACCUUGUCCUUAAGGAGUGCCAAGUCCAGACGGGAGGAUGACACAGGGAAACUGGGAGUCAGCAACAGACCGCUGCAGGGGGAUGUGGGGCACCCGGGCCAGCCUGGGCGAGGGGAGACAGUGCACAGUACCCAACUGGCCAGGGAAGUGGGGCGGGGCAGCACUCCUGGCCCACUGAGAGCAAAGGCUUAGAGGAGAAACGCGGGGGAGCAGGUGAUCUCUGCAAAGUUUGUAAUAGCUGGAGCACAGGCUGUGAAGUGUCUGCUGUGGGAGGGGAAGCUGCACUGUUAGGUGGGUUGGUGCACGGAAAUCCUCGAUCGCCAAGCUCAGGAGUUGUCCUCUAUCGGAAAUAGUCCAGAGCAGGAGAAAGAUGCGGUCAGGGUUUCAGGUUAGGAGGAUUCUUCCUGCACCAUCUGGAGGAAGGGGUCUCCAUGGAGCCAGAAAGGCUCAGCCCUCACUCCCAUUCUCUGGGCCCUAAGUGCUGGCUUGGGCUGGAGGCAGGAGAGAAAGCUCUGCCCAACGUGGUCAGGUGAAUGGCAGAAUUCAUGGCACCAGGGGAGAGAACUGGGCUCCAUCUGCCUUCCUCCUGGCUUGACAGCAGGAAACUGAGAGUAGUUCAGUAAAACCCACCAAGAUGGUACUCACUGCCAGGCCCUCCCCUCCCCUGUCCUGCUGCCCUGGGCAAAGCAGGAGAGCUGCGUUUCUGAGGCCACAGGUGCCAGGAGGCACCCACCUGUCCUAGUACUGCAGGUUGCAGGCAGAUAGCCUCAGUAGUACCACUGAGCUCCCAGGAAACUUCUGGAUCUUGAGCUGGAACUUGCUUGUGGUUGGCCUGGUGGGUGGUUACCCUUGGAGGAGGGAAAAGGCGGCCCAGGCAGGGGAAGUGCAGGCCAAGACUAGAGCUUUUGGGGGUGAGCAGUGCAACUAGGGUGGGGCAGCUGGGGCCUUGGGAAUGCUGGUGAUGGUGCCCCAGCCUCGUUUCCCUCUCCAAAAGAACGAACAUUCUAUUUUUAAAUUAUUUUUAUGAUACAAAUAAUAUAUGAUGGUGGAAAACCAGAAAAUGCUAAGCAGAGAAAUAGAAAAUAAAACCACCCGUAUUUAUACCACCCAGAGACAAUCAGGGCUCACAUCGUGACAUCUCUUCCCAAGUUUCCUUCAAUACACGGAUACAUGUGAGAACUGUG
Molecule: messenger RNA, 3579 nt
Organism: Globicephala melas (long-finned pilot whale)
Lineage: Eukaryota; Metazoa; Chordata; Mammalia; Artiodactyla; Delphinidae
Gene: SLC25A11
Product: solute carrier family 25 member 11
Biological process (GO): transmembrane transport
Molecular function (GO): transmembrane transporter activity
Source: RefSeq, a predicted model, not a curated record